Messenger RNA from Mugil cephalus (flathead mullet), 1181 nucleotides. RefSeq names its product MICOS complex subunit mic25a-like. NCBI's taxonomy places the organism in Eukaryota, Metazoa, Chordata, Actinopteri, Mugiliformes, Mugilidae. The record is from RefSeq and is a predicted model, not a curated record. Bases 148 to 876 code for a protein of 242 amino acids. The transcript has 9 exons. Gene Ontology annotation, cellular component: mitochondrion; MICOS complex. Gene Ontology annotation, biological process: inner mitochondrial membrane organization.
UGCGGUGCCGGAGUGACCUUUAUUGGAGUAUUUUUUUAACCACUGGCCGCUGUGGAGCGGCGACUCCAGCCGCUUUCGCAUUUAUGUCUCCCCGUGAGAACUGGCCUUUUAUUAUCAGCUCUUAAAAGUGUGUGAACGGACAGCAACAUGGGAGGAAAUGGGAGCACGGCGAGGAAAGUGUCAUUCGGACUGGACGAAGACGAGAAGGUCACAGUAAUUGAAGGGGUGAAGCUCUCAGAGGAUGUUCUCCGGCGUAUGAGGGAAUCUCAGGGGACCGGCAGCAACAAGCCGACGCUGCGUCCGCCAGACAGCCAUAAACCGACAACAAGUCCUAAACCAGCAGGAUCCUCCUCUAAAGAAAUACAGGAAGAAAUGCGUAAAAACUUUGAGCUUCAACAGUCCAUGGUGCAGGAGCAGUUGGCCAGACUGGCCCAGAGGGAGAGGGAGGUUGUAACAGCCGCGGGCCUGGAUGAGAUGACCCCUGCCGUCAUCAUUGAGAAGGGGAAGGCCCAUGAAGCGCAAGACAAGGCCAUGAGACUGCCAGCAGAUUUGGAUGCCUGGGCCAAAAGACUGGAGGCAAAAGAAAAGGAGCUGGCCACCCUGUCCAAUUUCUACAAAGAGCAAUUAGAAAUAAUGGAGAAAAAGAACUUGGACAUCUACAAUCAGACGGCUGAACAGUACCACAAAGCAGCUACCAAAGCUGAGGCUCACGUCCGGCCCCGCCACACCGGACCUUUGUGUACCGAGCUGCAGGACAAAGUGUUCCAGUGCUACAGAGAAAAUCCGAAGCAGACCCUGCAGUGCUCCAGCCUGGCCAAACAGUACAUCGCCUGCGUCCAUCAAGCAAAGAAGGCUCCUCUGACGAAUCACGGCUGAAGAGAAACGCAAAGAAAGCAGGAGCGAGUGGAGGAGAAGAAGAAAAAGGAGAGAGCAUGUCAGAUCCGCUUGUUUUGUUCGCCUCCCUCUGCCCUUCUCCUAUCCAUCCAUCCAUCCAUCCAUCCAUUUAUUUAGCCACCACUAUCACUGAAUAACACCGUCCUCUUUCUCAUUCGCUAUCCUUCUUGGUUUUUGAGUGUAUUAUCUUGACUUGUCACUCCAGAGUGUACGACGUGUUGAUUUAUUGUCAAGUUGUGCCAGCACACCCCUGCCGUCGCUGAAAUAAAUCCCAGUGAUCCAGUGGU